Molecule: messenger RNA, 1951 nt
Organism: Schistosoma haematobium
Lineage: Eukaryota; Metazoa; Platyhelminthes; Trematoda; Strigeidida; Schistosomatidae
Product: Bestrophin-2, variant 3
Exons: 9
Coding region: 753-1508 (251 amino acids)
Molecular function (GO): chloride channel activity
Source: RefSeq, a predicted model, not a curated record
AAUGGACGGUGCCAAUGGAUCGUUGACCGUUUGCUUACCUUCGGUCGGUUAGAUCCUAUUCCCAAAGAUGACGGUUACAUACUCGUCGGUUGUGGCAACUGCGAAAUAUUGGACUUUUAUAAGAUUAUUGUUUAUGUGGAAAGGAAGCGUUUAUCGUCUGGUUUGGUUCGAGUUUUUGGUCUUCGUCGGUAUAUACUCCGUUUUAUCUGUUACAUACAGGUUUAUCCUCAGUGCGACACUGAAGAGGUUAGUUAAAUUGUCCAAACGUUGACGCUGAAUAGCUACAUACAUAAAUGAGUUAGUAGAUUUUAGAACUCACUCGUUUGUUGCAACCGUGUUCGUUGUGAUAAUCUCGGAUUUCCUGUCCGUUUCCUACCUUAUGCAUAUAUACGUUUUGCCAAUAUGAACCCUUUCAAGGCGGUCUCCAGUUGACUUGGUGAUACACGUAUUUUGAGCUAUUGUGCAUCUAUUGUGGCCAGUACAACGAAACGGUCCCUGUAGCAUUCGUUUUGGGCUUUUACGUUUCACUUAUUGUUCAACGUUGGUGGGAACAGUUCCUAGCAUUACCAUGGCCUGAUCGUUUGGCUUUGUUUAUAACAGCUUUUUGUCAUGGGAACGCUGAACGCCCAACAAGAAUCAGGCGAAAUAUAGUUCGAUAUAUCAAUCUAUCUUAUUGUAUUGCUUUACGUGCAAUCUCAUCUCGAGCUCGCUUGCGUUUUCCAACAGAAGAACAUCUUGUUACUGCAGGAUUGAUGACACAAGAAGAAUUGGAUAUUUAUCGUAGUACUCAACCCAGUGAAUAUACUUUAUACUUUGUUCCGUUAGUAUGGGCCCUAGAUAUGGUUACAAAAGCUCGUGAAGAAGGCUACAUACGCUUUGAUAGAGCUGUAGAAAUUUUGACGAAUGAAAUCACAUCAUUUCGUAGUAAAUUAGGUACAAUAUUUGCUUAUGAUUGGGUUAAUCCUCCACUCGUGUAUACCCAAACUGUAACAAUUGCUGUAUAUGGAUAUUUUGGUACAUGUUUACUUGCAUGGCAGUAUUUAGACCCAUCGAAAGGAUACGAAGGUCAUGAUGUUGAUAUUUAUGUGCCAAUUUUCGGUUUACUACGUUUCUUCUUCUAUAUUGGAUGGCUGAAGGUUGCAGAGUCAUUAAUUAAUCCAUUUGGUGAAGAUGUUGAUGAUUUUGAAAUUGAAUAUUUAAUUGAAAGAAAUUUACAAGUUUCUUAUCUAAUUGUCGAUGGAAUGCAUCAUGAGCAUCCUGAUCUUGUACGUGAUGCAUACUGGAAUACUACAGACAUUGUACUACCAGACUGGACAAAAAUUGCAACUGAUGGCGGUGCUGCAGAAGCCAAUUUGGACGCAUCAGAAGGAGCUGAUAAAUUUAUUGGCUCGUUAGCAAAUAUUGAUGUUACCGAACGUAGACCAAGUGUAUUAUUUUGGAAUAGUUCAAAUCUGCACCGACGAAGGACAUCUUCAACGAGUGCAAAAAGAUCUCCACAAAUAUCAUAAACAAGAAUUUUGAGCUUAGAUCUAUGACUUACAUCGAGAUAUAUCUUAAUGACAUAUGGAAAACAUCUUUUUUUAAAAAUAAGUAUUACUUGUAUUUUUGUUUUUUUAUUUGUAUAAUCCAUAAUGAAUUGACUAAAUUUUGGUGUUGUUGAUCCAAAAUAAUGUGAGAAAUCUUUUUGUAAUUUAAUUUGCCUUAAUUGAGAUUUUCAUUCAUAUUGAACCAAACAAGCAAUUUUGUUCAAUAAAAUUGAAAGAUGAAUAAUGAUGAUUGAAUGGAAUAUAUGAAGUACAAUCUUUUUUUCCAUACUUUGAAGAGUUCAAUUCUUAUCUUGAAUAUGAGAGUUAGAUGUGUAUUGUAAAAACAAUCGUAUUUGAAUAAUAACAUAAUAAACAAAUUUAUUACUUAACCAUAAUCUUAAGAAGAGAGAUUUUUCUAUUAUAAA